Molecule: messenger RNA, 4955 nt
Organism: Copidosoma floridanum
Lineage: Eukaryota; Metazoa; Arthropoda; Insecta; Hymenoptera; Encyrtidae
Source: RefSeq, a predicted model, not a curated record
UAUCGCACGUUUUCCCUUGCCAGUUAGUCAAAAGAAAAGCAAAAGCCUAUUAUUUCCCAGCCUCUUCAGGGAACGUGGGUCGGCACAAUCAAGAGAAUGUCGACCUCGACGCCGUAAGUGCUGGACAGAGACCAAGAGCACCGAGGAAGCCUCAAGGACGCCCCGAGGGAGCAGCGGAGACGCAGGUAUAUAUACGUAUCAACCGCUUGCCCAGCCCCCCCCAGAGCAGCGGUAGGUGGGGGCCAUUGAUUCGCGGUAACUCCCCGCGUGCAUCGCACGACGUCGGGUUAGAAUUCGCGAGCACCCGGACAACUGUCGCGUGUGUUAACCUAGUCGUUGGCGCAGUCUUCCCCGUUUCUGGCGGUUACUUUUGAGUAGAUCACGCGUGUGACGAAAAAAGCCGGCGUGGUCGCCUGCACUUGUCCUUAUCACUCUUAUCUGAAAGUCCGUUAGACAUGUCAGAACCGACAGCUGAGCCCGUUGAGUCGGUUCAGCAGCUCGAAGAAGUCGAGUUGCAGCCGCAGCAAAAACAAGUGGAGGGACAAGCGAAAGAGGAGGCAGAGCUCGUUCAACCUGAAGAAGAAAAAGAAGAUAAGGUGAUUGUCGAGUCCACGGUUAAUGAAGAACAGACUAAUGAAGUUCAGAAGCAACAGCAGGAAGAGAUCAUGGAACUACAGCCUGAAAAUGAGUCAUCUGAGCCUGAGCCUAGUGGAUUGACUUUAGAGGACCCACUAGAGCAGAAACCUGAACAUCCUGUGGAACAGGAGGAGCAGUUAGAUAGUGAGGAGGAAAAUCAAGAAAAAGAACGUUCUUCGGAAAUAUCACAUGGGUCUCAAGACACUAUUCCAAUGCCUGCUGAAAGUAUGUUACAAGAAAGAGCCAUUGAAGAUGAGGAAAUGCCUGCAAUGGUUGCCGUUGAUAGUUCUCAAGUAAUUGAAUCAGGUGCCAACUUCAAGCAAGAAGAAAGAUAUAGUCCUAAGCCUAUGCCUAAAAAAGUUGAAGAUAGUGACAGUGACAGUGUAUGCGUUAUAGAUGAUGACGACGAUGAUGAAUAUGACAAAGGCGAAGAGGGUGAGGAAGAAGAACAUUCAUAUGAUGAAGACGAGGAUGAAGAGGAUUAUGUAAGUUCUUCGUAUGAUGACGAUGAUGAAGAAGAAGAAAUAGAAAGACAACGGUACAAAAAUAACUAUGAUAGAAGACAAACAACAAGACCUGAGAGAAAAAUAGAAAAUGAAGAUGAUGAUGAAGAUUAUGACGAGGAUGAGGAAAUGGAAGAUGACGAUGAAGUAGAAGAAUGUUACAAAGAAGACGGCACAGAAGAUGACUCCGGGCCAGAUUAUUUUGAUGGUGGUUCUGAUGAUUUGGUUCUUAGGCAUAGUAAUGGUCUUAACAAGCAGGUCAAAGAGCGAAGUGCUUCACUACAGGAUUUAAGUUACUCUAGAGAUCAUUCAAUAAAAAAUAGACGUAAUGUAAACCCCUUAAGCCAAAAAGCAAGAUUUGAAAGGAAUCAAGAGCGCAAGGCAACUCCAGGAAAAUACGAUUACGUUCAAAGUAAAGUCAAACAGUACAUAAUAGACAUGUCAGAACAAAGAAAAAUAUCAACUGAAAAACGUAAAAAAUCUCAAGAAGAAGUCAAAAAUAGGCAAGAAGAAUUACUUGAAUCACAAGCGCGUAAAAAUGAAGAGAUGGUUAUGACUUGUAAAACAAUAAAAAAUUAUACAGAGAAAGCUUUAAAAGAAGUAGCAGAGGAAAGUAACCGGUUUUACGUCCCGCAGCCAUUUGACAACGGUGAAAUAACUAUUAAUUUCUUACCCAAGCAAGGAGUAGAUGAUAGACAAUCAGCAAUGAAUCAAGAGUCAAUGGACGUAGAUCCGAUUGCGAUUGACGAUCCAAGAAAUGACGGAAGAGUUGGUAGGAUGAAUGGUACUGCUACGAAUGAUGAUCCAAAUAACUAUGUAAACGCUAAAAAAGGCAUACGCAGGCGUGAUGAAUUUUCUCCCAAAUUGUUGGUUAAUGGAGAGGAUUCUGGCAACGUUUCUAAUUUACGGUCGCUAUCUUACGAAGAAUACAUGAAAGGUCCCUCUAAUGAGGAAUUUAUCGACGAAGUUAUGGGUGAUGAAAGAACAAUCAAUCAAAUACCAAACAUUACUGAAAAGUGUAAUAACAAUGACGUCGACGAGCCACCAUGUAUUCUGGAAAUUAAUAGUGUUACAAGUAACUAUUGCGCUGCAGAAAGAAUAGAUGAGGAAGAGGAUCUUCAAAACAGAAAAACUCCCGUUAUGAUUAGUCAAUCGACAGAAACAUUUAACCAAGAGCAUCCUGAUGUUCAUAUUUUAAGGUCACAGCUGCAUCAGCAGAACGGGCAAUUCGAGAACCUUCGAAAUAUCUAUCAAAAAACGUUGUCGGAAAACAUGUCAAUGAAAAUAGAAUUAGACAACUUGAGAAAGAUCGUUACGUAUUAUCAAGAAAAAGAAAAACUAGUGCCAGAAAAGAAGACAGCUGCGAUCCAAACUGACAGCAAGUCGUCCGGUCCAGCUCUUAAUAUGCCGCUCAUCGACAUAGAUUGUGAAGAUGACGAACAAAUCGAUCCAAAAUCGGCCGUCAACAGUAUGUCAACAAUUAACACACAGUGGUCGGAUAGUACAAAUAGUGUCGCGCCCUCAAUAGACCCACCACCCAGCAUGAAGACUGCCUUAUUUUCAGACGAUAGUGUAACAACGCAAGGCAGAACGCCUAAGCCUAAGAACCCAUUUUCUCGAGCUUUCGUCACUUCAAACAAAAUUCUACAAACUCUGUCGAACAUCACGACUGGCAAAGCAAAAUGGGACAGGUAUGGCAAGAAAAGCCCUAGUCCCAAGCAUCAAAUUCCUGAAAUUGUGAUAGAUUCUGUACAGUCGAAUCAACAUAGUAAAGCUGGGCCAUCAAGGAAACGAAAAGCCUCCGACAAUAUCGAUGAACAUGUUCAGCCAUUCAAAGUUCCUCAUACUACUGCCGAAACUCAAAUCACUAAUCCCAACGACGAGGAUAAGACGAUUGAUGAUGGUAGUGCUACUUCACAAACCACAAAGCAGUCAAAAGACACCCAAGAAUCGGAUGAAGACGUAAAAAUAUUUUUGUAUCCAGAAGAUGAAAAUGGUAAGGAGCACAGCUUUUUGAUCCAAGCCAAGGAAGUGGGCCCCAAUCAGAGUAAAGGAGUUCGAGAGUGCGGUCCUUAUUUAUUGGGGAACGUUGAGGUGUACAUGACGGAAGUAAACGGUACAAUCAACAUAUGGGGUAAAGAACUAAAUCAGGAUUUCAUUAACCAAAACCUAGACGAAUCAGAGUCGUCGCCGCGAUCGAAAAAUGCGAAAAUGGACGUCCGCUGGCAAAGCACUCCUCGUAUGUUAACUAGAAACCUCUCAGCCUCGACGAGCAAGAAAUCGAGGGUAGUACCAAGAUUCAAUCAGCAGCAGCAUAAUCACUCUUGUGAGACAGUCAACAGUGUAGACAACGAGCUGUAUAAUCACCAUCAUUGUCAUCGAACUUUGGUGCCAGCAUGCUGCCAGAGUCACGAAAAUCCGCCUUGUUGCUCUCGAAUCAGAGUCGAGGAGGACUACUGUGGUUGCAGAUAUCAGACCGACAAGCGCAACACUAACUGCAAAUCCCACCUUCAAGAUCUCGGUAGGCACUCUCUGCCCAACGUUUAUCAAGAAUUGGCUUGCUGCAACAGUCGCCAUAGUCAUUGCAGAACAGCUGCCGCAUGCGGUAAUCCAUUCAAGCAGAGGUCUUUCGUGAAUCAAAACUCCGAGCCCACUGACGACGAGAUCGAAUUAGACGAGGAUAUUUUACAGCUCAGCUCGAAACUCAAUCAGUCUCACAAACAAAACACCCUGCAUUCCCCCAGCCCUAGUAACGAAACUAAUGAAAAUGACAAUGAUCCGCUCAUUCCUCAAAAACACCAUUCAGAUGAGCCAGAGACGCGUAAGCAGAAAUUUGGCGGCAAAAGAGUGCGAGGGAUACUGUUAGAUUUGUUGAAAAUGAAUUGCGGAGACUGUAAAUCAAUGGACUCUGGGACCAAUCCAAGUACUUCGAUGUACGAACCAAGUCCUGCUAUUUUAAGAGCUGUUGCUUGUUCGCCGAGUCAACCGACUUGUUCAUCUCGUUCUAAUGAAAAAUGCUCAACUUGUCGCAUAAAAAAAGAUAAAGCUUCUGAGUUGCAAACUCAGCUAGAGUUCUUCCGUAACGAAAUUGAAAAAAUUAGCACCUACUCGGCCACGAUGCGCGAUAAGUUGGAUUCGUUGUGCAAGGAGGCUAAAGAAAAAUAAGUCUAAAACUUUAAAAGUUCUUUGUAAAUAGUUGGCAGAAGAGGCAUUGGGUCUUCUUUCGAUCUCAGUGGGGCACGUGUGUUCGACGCGGCUCGAAGGAGGAGGAGGAGGUGGUGGUCUCUGAGGACAGCCGCUGGAAUUUGCAUUUCGGCUGUGCAUAUCUUGGCGUUGAGGAAAAAAACAAUCGUCCCCAGCUCUUGAGGCUCCCCCGGCUAGUCGCGCGCAAUUCGGCGAUCGUCGCUCUUUACACGCACUGGGAAUUCCUACAUUGAUGGAGUUUAAUUUUGUUUUUUAAUAAUUUUUAGUUAUUUAAUUCUAUUUCAACCAGUGAUAGCGCAAAAAAAAAAGCAUGAAGUGUACAACUUCAAUGGACUAACGAUAAUCGUUUAAAAUCUUGAGAGCUGUACCUACAAUUCCAUUUUUAUUUUUUUGUAACUAUAAAGAUAACUUAUAUUUUUGCAGAUAUUAGAUCGAUGUUAGAUUUGUACACGUAUUUAUGACACAAGUACUUUUAAGCUGAGUAUAAGAAUGAGAAGUAAAAUAUGUAUGGAUAGCUCGCAUUUGAAUGAAACGUGUAACUCAAAGUAAUUUUAAACUAUCCUAAUUUCUGAUGAAUAUAAAAUAAACAUUCCCAAAUUUUAUUUUUAUGUA